AUGAGUGGAUCGGGCAUCCGAGUGGACGUUAACACCACGACCACAAUACCGUUCGGAGUCCCACUACCAUCGUACGGUCCUCCGGACAUCUUCGAAAAGCUCAAGACACGCAAGACCGCCAUGGGAGCCACCUUGGUCAACAUCAUACAGUCCGGCGUGGAGCAUUUCGACAGCGAAGUCGGCAUGUGCGCCCCGGAUGCCGAGUCGUACACGCUACUCGCCUGCCUGUUCAACCCGGUGAUCGAGGACUACCACGGCGGCUUCAAGGCGACCGACAAGCCCCCGCUCACGGACUUCGAAGACCUCAGCAGCUUGGUGAACGUGGACCCCGACGACCAGUUCGCCAUUUCCACCGGGGUGCGCUGCGGACGCUCGUUGCAGGGCUACCCUUUCAACCCGUGCCUGACGGGGGCCCAAUACCGCGAGAUGGAGGAGAAAGUGAGCUCGACUCUGCGCAUGCUGGAGGGCGAGCCGAAGGCCACCUACAACCCACUGACCGGCAUAGACAAAAAGACGCAGCAGCAGCUGAUCGAGGACCACUUCCUCUUCAAUGAGGGCGACCGCUUCCUGCAGGCGGCCAUCGCUGAUAUCAAAACCAAGCGCUCCCCUUCCCCGAAGGGGGAAGGAAUGUUUGGGGAACGGAAAAAGACGAGAAUAAAGAGGGCAGACAACCGGGCCUACAACCUAAGUAGCGGUCCGCGAACGCUCACUUCGCCCGACAUCCUCUACAAGAACUUCGGCCACGAAAAUCACAGUGUCGAGAAGACGUAA
Messenger RNA from Ixodes scapularis (black-legged tick), 771 nucleotides. Its product is annotated as arginine kinase-like. The transcript is spliced from 3 exons. Lineage: Eukaryota; Metazoa; Arthropoda; Arachnida; Ixodida; Ixodidae. The record is from RefSeq and is a predicted model, not a curated record. Bases 1 to 771 code for a protein of 256 amino acids. Gene Ontology annotation, molecular function: creatine kinase activity. Gene Ontology annotation, biological process: phosphocreatine biosynthetic process.